Molecule: messenger RNA, 6812 nt
Organism: Ceratina calcarata
Lineage: Eukaryota; Metazoa; Arthropoda; Insecta; Hymenoptera; Apidae
Product: ras-related and estrogen-regulated growth inhibitor
Exons: 6
Coding region: 1572-2207 (211 amino acids)
Molecular function (GO): GTPase activity; GTP binding
Source: RefSeq, a predicted model, not a curated record
GUAUCCUGUGUAAUUAUAUUUGCACAGUGCAAAACGAUUUGAAAUUUCACAGCAUAUAAACAUAUAAUAUCGGAUUUGCGAAUAACACGCGAGCUUAAUCUCUACAAUAAUAAUGAGAUCGUAUUGUUUCCGCUGUUUUCAGCUGUGCGCAGUACUUGGAGACACGCGCCUGCAUACUAGCGUUUGCGCAUCGUUCUCCGCUUACCUGUUAACACGGCAGUCACCUUGUAGCGUGGAGCAGUACGCCAUGCCGUGGCCGAGGCGUGCAGCGGGCACGCUGGAGAGUGCAUAUUAGACAGUGCGAAGCGCUCAGACUUGAGCAUUCGCCGGCGAGCGGUCGGUGACUACGGUGCAGAGGUGUUUUUAUACGAUCGCGCGGCGUCCGCUCGUUUUCAUACGCGUACUCACUCGUCAGUGAAUUUCGCUUCCGCUUGUUCUUCUCGUGUCACCGUAUUAAACAGUAUCGAACUGUAACGUAACUACGUAACGGUCGGUUGACUCGAGAGAUUCCGCAGUGUGUCAAUUUAUUGCCACAAGUGGCAUACCAGCGUGUCGGCGCACCAGUCCGCAUGUUCGCUCGCGGUGCGACCGGAACUCCGUCGUCCAGCGACGUGGUCCAGAAGAUGCAGUCGAAUCCCGGCGAUUGUGGAAAGUGAACUUGUCGAAAGGAGAGGAGAGAAAUCGGAGAAUAGAGAGUGGGAUUUUUGACGGCGAUCGUCGUCAAUGUGGAACUCUUGAGAAAUAUCGGUAGCGCGCUUCUGGUGACAAGAAGAAAAUUUCGAGCGUCACUCGCUCCGCAGACAGUGUACGAAAUCGUGGAAAUUUGGGAACGUGACAAGUGAACGAAGCUCGAGGGCUCCGUCGUUUAGUCGAUUAACGCGCGCCAAUUCCCCGAUUUCGCGGUUACACGCUCGUUUAAAUUGGCUGUCACAAAUUCGAGAGGCUCGGCGCCGACUUGCCCGCGGAUAGGAUUGCAACGAGAGGAGCCAGUGAAUCCACAUACGAGAGCGACAUUUCGAAAGAUCGAUGUGUCGUCGGGUCUAAAAAGGUGGCUCUUACUCAACACGACGUCUAUCGCGCCGUUCGGAAGCGUGCUUGGAAUGAGCGCCGCGUUUUCAAGCCGCUAUGCGAAGUUGCCCCUACAGUUUGAACGUGAUUAGUGGAUGCGCAACAGGCGACCGAGUGUCACUCGGUGGCGCGGAGUUGCGAUGUGAGUAAAUAGAAACUUCGCGGACGGACGAAACUUCAGAAGCACAGUAAACAAUUCUGAAUCAUCGUCGGAAAAUAUCUGACUGUAUCAUUGUGCGUUUACUCAGUUUCAUGCGUUCUCUCAUGAAGUAUUAAAAAAUAUUUCAUAACAUUGUCGUUGUGUAAAGACGAGUACUAUAUAUUUCGCGUUGAUUCGUUCAGUGACACGUGUGCUUUUGUAAAUAUUUGUCGGACUGAAGAAUACGUGCAACAUGAUUAAAUAAGAAACGACUGGAACUUGCGAGAGCCAAGAGAAAAACGCAUUAAUUGGACAGUAUAUGAUGCGCAAACGCGGCUCGGAUGGCACCUAACAUCCACGUCUGAUGACAAACGUGAACAGGAUCAGGGUGGUCGUCCUCGGCGGCCCCAGAGUCGGGAAAUCAGCCGUAGUGGUGAGGUAUUUGACGAGGCGAUACAUCGGCGAGUACAGUUCAACCAGUGAUUUCCUGUACCGGCACUGCGUUACCAUCGAUAACGUUAAUACCGAGGUCGAGAUACUGGACACUUCCAGGUGCGAGGAAAACGGUUGCCUUUACUCGCACAUACGAUGGGGCGAGGCUUUCGUGAUCGUUUACAGCGUUACGUGCAAACGAAGCUUUCAGGAAGCCCGCGGAUUGCUGAAGCAACUGGCUGAUUUACGAUUGCCAUCCUACUUCACCGCUCUGCUGCUUGGCAAUAAGAGAGAUCUGGACCAUGCUCGAGAAGUAUGCGUGGACGAAGGCCAGCAAUUAUCCCUCGCGCAUGGCUGCCAAUUUUACGAGGUCAGCGCGGCGGAGAGUCCCGCGGGUGCUGCACUCGCGUUUCAAGCCCUCCUCAGGGAGGCGAGGUCGGUGCAACUGCUCCGAGCUCUCCCUAUUCGCCGGAAGUUGGGCGUCCACUCGGUCUCGAGGGUGCUCGGCACGAUAUUCGGCAAGAACACGACGAAGGACCGGAAGAAGAGGCCCUCGUUGAGUAUAUGACGCCUCCUCUGCGCCCUCCUCCUCGGAGGUCGUGACGAACCCGGCAGGAGAACCGACGUGGUCGUUCUCAGCAGCAACGUCUACUCGAACCGUUGACGAGGACAUGGAAAUUGAUCGUCCAUGCAGAAAUGAAGCGAAAAGCCGACUUUCUUUUUGAACUAAAGAAAGGGUGAAGAAUGUUUUCAAUGUCCUCUGAGUGCAGCAGUUCAUGGAGUUUUGUUACAAAGCAGGAAGACGUUGUUCGGUGGUUAAAGGUAAAAAGAUCUGUCAUCUCUCGUGAGAAACUACGAAUCGCGAACAUUCGACAAACCGUCCUUGAACGAGCGACAUUUGUCGUCCUAUUGAGUAAGAGUGAAAGUUCAAGGGAGCUCAUCUGGAGGGGAAGAUAUUCGAAAAAUCGAAGGGAAAUAAACUUCCUAACUUAUUACGAUAUGUACUUAUAUCGAAAGCUUUACUGUUGCUCGGUAGAACAAUGUUUGGUUUGUGGUUACUCAGAGGGAGGGAAGAGGGUGCAGGAGGCGUGUAUCCGUUUGUGGUGGCGUGUUAAGAACUCCGGGAGUUCGAUCGGAAAACGAGAGAAUCGUCUACGCUCGGAUAAUAAAAAGGCCGGUUUACCUGACAUUUGCGUGAGAUACCCGCGCGCAGAAAGACGUUUUCGUUUGAUAUCCGGCGGAGACAUUCGUGAGAACAGAGAAUUGAGCGAACCGUGUGAACGAUUGCCGUGGAAACGGCGACGAAUGAUUCUGGCCUUGUGAAAUAGGGCCAGAAAAUCGAGAAUCCGAUUACCCGUUUUUAUUGUCUUCGUUCGUCGCGUAUCCUAUACUCGUUUCCUUCCAUUUUCUUUUCCACUUCUAUUUCGUCUCCGUUCUUAGAUUUGUCAGCCCAGAAAUUCCAAAAAUUUUGGAACUUUGUUAGAAAUAGUUUUCUUCACUUUUUUUAUUAUCAUUUAUGGUUCUCGAGAUAUUUCACGAAAAAACUUUCUUUAACGAUUAAUUUCAUACUUAUAAAGUGUACUAUGACACGUACAAAAAGUAGACGUAACUUAUUUCGCUUGUAUGUAAAAUUUCAUAAUUUUUGGAAUUUUCUUAGAGAAUGAAUCUUCUUCUUCAGAGAUGAAACUUCGAAUGUUUCUGCCCGAGUCUUGGCGAUUCGAGCGACGCUGUUCCUGAACGUAGUAGCUUUAAGCGUGACCGGAUAUUGAGGGAAUUCUCAUCAGGAUGAUCUUUUUAUCAAGAAAGAUGUUAGCGUGAUUGGAGUGUGAGAGAGUGCGAGUUGACUGUUGAAGAUCUUGCUGCUCGAACGAGGUAAGUCUUGAAUGAAUUGUACAUACUUACGGGUAUUCAGAAUAGUUGGAAUGUUCAUUUCUCUUUGUACAUGUAAAAGGUCCUAGUUCCUAUAUCUAUCGAAUAAUUUAUGAUGGAUACAACAAAAAUAAUUUUGAUGCAUUGAUCGAAUUAACGUUUUUUUAUUCUUGAAACGAUAAUAAAAAAUCGUGAUGAGUUCGGUGUAAAUUAAAUUAUAUAAAAUCGCAAAUCGCUUUCUGGCUAAGUGACUUGAAAAGUGUUUUUAUUCACUUCGUUUACAUAGACGUUGAUGUUACCUGCUCCUAACGUAUUUUUAAUGUACGUAUGUUUCUUAAAUAGAAACGUGAAUGAAAUCGUUGGUAAGUUUAGUUUCGCUUAACCUUUCAAUGAUCUCCUCAGAUAAAAAAGAAAAAUUAUUGGGUUAAAGCCAAAUAAACGACUUAGGACUUGGAAUAAUAAUUAUGGAGGGCAAGUUUUCUAUCUGUCGUGACGCACGACGAUUAAACGGUUAAAUGUGACACGUGUUCCGUUUUAUUUUACCAUAAGUACGUGUCGUAAACAUUUAAUGUCUUUCGGAGCAAAGUAUCUCUAUAAAGUCAUAGUUGUCAAUUUGCAUUUCGCAUCGUUUAUAAUCCAUUCGCGAAUAAUCGUGGUUUUCAUUUCAUUUUAACAUCUAUAGUAACAAGUGCCGCAUAGAAUAUCGACACUCAAUUGCUUGCAAUGAUACUCAAGUUCGUUUGUUAGUAGAACAAAGCUUUCAGUUUAAUCCAUUGAAACGAUUGUAUGCACCUGAUGAGAGAAUUCCACAUAUUAUCGGUCAUUUUUUUAAUCGCACUCGGUUUGUCACCGAGGGGAUGCGAUGAGCUCGAUCGAUUCUCGUCUCCCUGUUGCGGAAUCGGAAACGAGUCGUACUCGAAAUGAAACCCGAGAGUCUUUCAAAUUUUGCAGUCUCCGCAGAGCGAAGAACGUUUACUCGCGCGGACUACGCUGCAUUUCGCGUUCUACCAUUUAGAAAGAUAGAGGAUCACUCGUGAUCGAGUGAACGUUGGUGGAAUUGAUCGACGGUCGCGAGACGAAGUAAUUAAUCACCUGCGCUCGUACGCAAUUUGUUAAAUAUUAUUCUUGAGAUCCUACGGUGGCGUUCAUAGUUCUUGUUUCACGAACACAGAUUGUGUUUCAUUAUUUAAUUCGAGUGAGUGACAGCUAUUUUAUUAAAUCUCUCUUUUCGGAUUUUCAAAGGAGAGAGCGACUGAGGGAGAAACAAGAAUUCAUGAAUCACACUUUCUGCUCCCACGGUUCUCCUCGUCUCGGGCUGUCGAUGUUCCGGGGUACGAGCCCAAUACCUGCGAAACAAAACGGGACGCGGGUCUCCGUUUCUCGAGAUCGAACUUCCGGUUUUCGUGUAAUCGAUUCGACAACCUUAAUGUUCCUACUGAAAGUAGCCUAAGUGUACAUAGCACGUUACAUUCACCGAGUGUGGAAAUCUCGAGGAUAAUCUCGAGGAUUCGUUCGAUGCAUUAGAUUCGUAAGAUGAAACAAGUUACAGGAAACAGGUAAUGCAAGAAGGGUCCAGUUGGGUUUGCUGGGUCAGCGAUUGUGCUCUUACGUUCAGACGGAUAUUGAAUGCAGGAUGAACCAGAGUACGUUCAGAGUGCAGACAUAAAUUAUGCAAUAUACACGUGUGUAUAUGCAUUUGGGACGGUAUCGUGUGUGUCUGUUGAUAAUGGUAAUCUUUGUACAUAUGCAUGUAUGUAUAGAAUAUGUGAUUUAGAAACAGGAAUCGAAAAUCUGUUAAACAUCGAUUGUGAUACUCUCACGACGAGAUAAAUAUCCAAGAGUAUUAUAAUAAAAUCAUGUAUUUUCUCUGCCUGAUAUAGUAUUGGUAUUACUAGUAUCAGCACAGAACUGUAUAGAAACACGGAACAAAUGUAUUAUUGCUAGAGCAAUAUUAUGAUUGAACCUGUAAAUUACAAAAUUCUAGUACAACACCUGUAAUCUAUGUGUCAUAAGGUGUGUUAUCCUGCGUUCAAUAUGCGUUUAGGCUAAAAGUAUCUCUCGUAGCGAGACUUGCGAAUCUCAGGAGUCAUUCACGCUCAGUCAUACGUGAUAAUUUAAAUCUGUGCUGUCUAAAUUCUAUUCUGAAGCUUGGGAGGUAAUCUGUUUUCAAGAUUCUUGCUUACAAUUGUCUAUUUUCGUACAGGCUGAGAUGUCAUGCGAUACAUUUAUGGAUUUGUUAACUUUCUUAAUAUGACGUGUUUUAAAAAGGGCAGCAUCGACUUAAAUCAAUGACUCAGUUUCAUUUAAUUCGUUGCAAGUUCACGUAGUUUCCUUCGUCGACGAAACAAUCUAUAGGUUGAAGAAUUUUUUUAUAAGAAAGUAAAAGAGAAAAAAAGAUCGUUUUUUCUACGAUUAUACACAGUAAGCGACUUAGAUCGAGUUUUUAAGAUGUUUAAUUGUAAGUCAUGUUGUAUAUAAAGUUCUUUCAGUGCCUUUCUUUAUCUCUAGCGUUGUUGAGUGCACGAGAGUUCGAUUUGGUCUCGCGAAGUCACCUUUUCUUAGCUUUUUCCUUAUGAAUGAAACGACGUGUUUUGAAAAUUAUCAUAUGUGUGAGUGUGGGUCAAUCAAUAGAUUUUUUUUACAUCACUUUCAAUGUCAUUAAGUGAGGAGGUUGUGUGAUCUGUCGUUGGUUGGAACUUUUAUUCGAUUUCAUCAGUUUGAAACUGCUGUUCAAUUUAUUUGGAAAAUUCUCUUGUGAAAUAACUUGGAUUUACAAAAUGUAUCGGAGUAAAGGAAUCAUGAAAUCAAGUCGAUUCUUUAAUAUGUUUGGACAGCAGCUGAUUAUUUUCAUCGCAGUUUUUCUACGCUUUUUUAUAUUUUUGUACCCUCGCUGGAAUCUUGCAUGAUUCACGGUCGAGUUCCCACUUUUUUUUUUUAUAAAACGUAAUCCGUGUAAGUGGAGCGCUAAAUAUUUGUAAAUACGCCAGGAAGUUGAUGAUCUCCACCGAACGGCUAAAAUUACUUUGACGAGAGGAAGGGAAAAGGUUUAUUCGCGAGCCGCGUAACCGAGGGAUGAAAGUAUGUGCUUCCAAGAGUGUGCCUAAAAAAUAAAAAAAAUCGAUACAUUCCAUAAGUGUGCGAAAUCUGAGAACGUUGAGAUGAAUCGAGUAUCCAUAAGAAUCGUGAGGACGUGAGAGUAUGUUAUGCGAUUUCUCGAAUUUCUGGCCGAUAUCGAUCGCUGUAUUUUGAGUGCUAGUCACUUGUUAUCGUAAAUUGAGAAAGAAUAAAAUUCUUUUGUUAAAUU